This is a messenger RNA of Trypanosoma cruzi, 769 nucleotides long. RefSeq names its product prostaglandin F2alpha synthase. The record is from RefSeq and is a predicted model, not a curated record. The transcript has a single exon. The annotation marks the transcript as partial. Lineage: Eukaryota; Euglenozoa; Kinetoplastea; Trypanosomatida; Trypanosomatidae. Gene Ontology annotation, molecular function: FMN binding; oxidoreductase activity.
AUGGCGACGUUCCCUGAACUUCUGCGGCCCCUCAAAUUGGGGCGCUACACACUUCGUAAUCGGAUUAUUAUGGCUCCCUUGACGCGUUGCCAGGCAACAGAAGAUUGUCAUGUACCAAGGACGGAAUCGAUGCUCAAGUACUACGAAGACCGGGCAUCUGCAGGUCUUAUCAUUGCCGAGGCGACGAUGGUCCAGCCAAACUACACUGGGUUUCUCACGGAGCCUGGCAUUUACUCCGAUGCGCAGAUUGAGGAGUGGAGAAAGAUCGUGGACGCGGUACACAAAAAGGGUGGCCUUAUAUUCCUGCAACUCAUUCACGCUGGUCGAGCCGGGAUUCCGGAGAAGAUCCUUCAGCAGUCGAAGAGUGACCAGGAUCCCCUUGCUGGGCGCCUGCUUGCCCCGAGUGCCAUUCCCAUUAAGGACCAUCGGAUUCCUGCCUAUUUUGCUGCGAGCGGAGAAAAGGAGACCUACGGUGUCCCAGAGGAGCUCACGGAUGACGAAGUCCGGGACGGUAUCAUCCCAUUGUUUGUGGAGGGGGCCAAAAACGCCAUCUUUAAGGCUGGGUUUGAUGGCGUUGAGAUUCAUGGAGCCAACGGCUACUUACUGGACGCCUUUUUUCGCGAAUCUUCCAACAAGCGCCAGUCCGGUCCGUACGCCGGAACGACCAUCGACACACGAUGCCAACUCAUCUACGAUGUCACCAAAAGCGUCUGCGAUGCCGUGGGAAGUGACCGUGUGGGGCUCCGCAUAUCCCCACUAAACGGCGUGC